UACUGACGUAAAUGCGUGCAGACGAAGACUGCAGCGCUUACUUCCGUUCGUUUUUACAGUUCUCAGAAUUCGAAUUGGCUCUCUUCAAAUAUGAAACUUCUCUCGAGGUUUCCUUUCCCUGUAAGCCCCAGGCCACUUCUUGAAAAUGGCAGAAAUGAAUAAACGUCUGAGUUUGGUUUUACUGGGAAAAAUAGGAGCUGGGAAAAGUGCAUCAGGAAACACAAUUCUGGGACGACCAGCUUUUAAAUCAAAGAGAAGUUUAACUUCUGUCACACAAGACGUAGUUGUUGAAUCUGGGACUGUCUGUGGCCGACUGGUCACUGUUUAUGACACACCAGGAUUAUUUAACCCAAAGCGGAGUGCUAAAGAAAUUCAAGAAAUACACACACGUGUUCUUCAGGAAUGUGAGUCAGGUCACUGUGUGUUUCUGCUGGUCAUCAAAGUUGGCAGAUUCACUGAAAAAGAGAGAAAAACUGUGGAGAAUAUUGAAAACCUCCUGGGAGGAAAACGCUUGAAGAAAACCUGGAUUCUCUUUACUGGAAAAGAUGAACUGGAGGAAGAAGACACGACAAUCGAAAAAUUAAUCAAUGAAACUGAACCACUGAAGAAACUUGUUCAGAAAUAUGAUCAGAGAUACCACGCGUUCAACAACGAGAUAACUGGAGAUGCUACACAAGUUCAAGAGCUGUUAACAAAAAUAUGUAGAUACACAAUAGUGAGGAUUGUUCUUCUGGGUUCGAGCGUGUCAGAAAACAGUCUGGUGGGGAACUUCAUCUUAGGACGAGCAGCGUUUGACAGUGAAGCUCCUCCAGAUGUUGUAGAGAGAGUCGGAGGAAGACUGAAGGACAGACACGUGAUGGUCAUCAACAGUCCUCAGCUGCUCCAGAGGAACAUCUCAGAUCAUCAGAUCACACAGACAGUGAGAGAGUGUGUGCAUCUGUCUGAUCCAGGACCUCAUGUGAUCCUUCUGCUCCUCAAACAUGAGCCGUGUUCAGCAGAAGAUCAGGAGCGUGUGGAGAAGGUGCUGCUCACUUUCUCUGAGCAGGUUUAUCAACACACCAUGGUGCUCACAACACAAGAGACCAAUGAAACCAGUGUCGUCCUACAGAACAUCAUUCAGAAGUGUGCAAACAGACACUUCAGUCUUCAGAGGAGCAGCUCUCCAGAUGAUCUCCUGCAGAUGUUUGAGGACAUUGUGAAGAUGAAUGAUGGACUUCACCUGGAGUGUGAUGAAGUUUCAGAGUGUAAAAAGCUGAAUCUGGUUGUGUGUGGGAGUGAUGGGACAUUGAAAUCCUUCAUAUCACAUCUGAUCCUGCAGCAGACAGACAGAAGAUCAGACAGGGAGCUUCAUGUAAUAGAUCUUCCAGCUCUCAUCCGUCUCUCAGAAGAGGAAGUGAUGCGUCAGACUCACCGCUGUGUGUCUCUCUGUCAUCCUGGAGUUCAUGUGUUCAUCCUCAUCAUUCCUGAUGAUACACUUAAUAAUGAAGACAGAGCAGAAAUAGAGAAGAUCCAGAGGAUCUUCAGCUCUAGAGUCAACAAACACAUCAUGAUCCUCAUAAAGCAGAGUUCAGAUCAUCAGACAGGAGAACUAAAUGAAGAAACACAGUCUGUCAUUGAGAGAUUUGGAGGACGACAUCAUUUCAUUGGGCCAAACACACAGGUGUCCACAUUGAUGGAGAUACUGGAGCAGAUGGUUGAGGAAAACAGAGGAGAGUUUUUCUCCACAGAGACAUUGAUGGAUGCACAGAUGGAAAAACUGCUGAAAUUUGAAGAGAUGAAGAAGAAAAUUCAGUCACUAGAAACACAUUUACUGUCACAAGGUUCAACAGAGAGAGAAGAUGAUCUGAUGAUUGUGCUGCUGGGAAAAACUGGAGUCGGGAAGAGUGCAACUGGAAACACCAUCUUAGGAAGAGAAGCAUUUACAGCAGAAGCAUCUCAAGAGUCUGUUACUAAAGAGUGUCAGAGAGAAACAUCUGAAAUAAAGGGCAGACACAUUACUGUGAUCGACACUCCAGGACUGUUUGAUACUGAACUCAGUAAUGAAGAAAUACAAAGAGAAAUCAGUAACAGCAUCUCCAUGAUCCUGCCUGGACCACAUGUGUUCAUCAUCGUGCUCAGUUUAGGACAACGGUUCACUAAAGAAGAAGCAACAGCUGUGGAGAUCAUCCAGGAGACGUUUGGAGAGAAAUCUAUAAUGUUCACCAUGGUGCUCUUCACCAGAGGAGAUGAUCUGAAGAACAAAACCAUUGAUCAGUGUCUGGGAAAACCUGGAUCUGCUCUGAAUCAGCUGAUUGAAGCGUGUGGAAACAGAUUCCAUGUGUUCAAUAAUAAAGAGACUGAAGACCGAACACAAGUGACUGAUCUACUGCAGAAGAUAGACAACAUGGUGAAAGAGAACGGAGGGAGUUACUACUCAUGUAAGAUGUUCAGAGAGAUGGAGAGACAAAUACAAGAACAACAGAAGAAGAUACUGAUGGAGAGAGUCAGAGAACGAGAAGAAGAGAUUAAGAAACUAGAAGAAGAGAAAGAGAGGAUGAAGAUGGAUGAACAUCAUGACAAAGAGAGAAGAGAAGAAGAGUUUAGAGAGAGAGAAGAACAAUAUAAGAGAGACAUUAAAGAAAUAAAGGAGAAAGAGAGAGAGAUGAGAGAGGAGAUGAAAAGAGAACGAGAGGAAUGGGAGAAACAGAAACAACAGGGAAAAAAAAGAAGAAAAGAAGAAUAUAAAACAAUAAUGAAAGAGAGAGAAGAGCUUCAAUCUAAAAUGGAAGCAGAAGAAAACAAGAUGAAGAUCCUGAUGGAGAAGCUGGACAGAGAAAGAGAAGAACUGAUGAAGAAACAUGAAGAAGAGAAAGAGAGAAUGAAGAUGGAGGAAGAACGACAGAAUCAUGACACAGAGAGAAAGAGAAGAGAAGAAGAGUUUAAUGAGAGGGAAGAGAGAUAUAAAAGAGAAAUGAAGGAACAGGAGGAACAGAUGAGAGACGAGAUGAAAAGUGUAAAAGAGGAGUGUAAGAAUGAAAGAAAGGAAAUAAGGAAAAAAAUAGAGACUGUAAAGAAAGAAAAAGAAAAUCUUCAGAUCAGAUAUGACACAGAAACAGACAGAAUGAUGAACAGAAUAGAGAUUGACAGACAACAUCAUGAGAAAGAGAGAAAGAGAAGAGAGGAAGACAUUAGAGAAAGUGAAGAACGAUAUAAAACACAAAUAAAGGAGAAAGAGAGAGAGAUGAAAGAGGAGAUGAAGAGAGAACGAGAGGAAUGGGAGAAACAGAAAGAAGAAGAGAGACGAAGAGCAAAAGAAGUUGAGAAAAGAAUAGAGAGAGAGAGACAGAUUUGUGAUGAAGAGAUUCAGAGACUGAAGAGUGAAAUGGAGAGAAUAAUCAGAGAGAAAGAUAGAAUAGAAAGAGAGAGACGAGAACAAGUAGAGGAUUCAGAGAAGAGAAUGAAAGAAGAAAGAAAGAUGAGAGAAGAUGAACAGAAGACUCUUGAAGAACAGCAUGAAGAAGAACUGAAGAGAAAACGAGUGGAUGUGAGAGAGGAAUAUGAAAGAGAGGAAGAGGAGAAGAAGAAGAUCUGCCCUGAAACUGAUCCUUCACUGCAGGAACUUGAGAGCAAAAUAAUCAAAUUUCUGAAGAAAGAACUGGAAAAGUUUAAGAAAAUAUUACAAAAAGAGAACUUGCAAUACUUUGUGAAGGACUUUAUUGAGAACAGAUGCAGUAUGAAAGAAGCAGCUCUUGAUCUCACGCUCUACUUCCUGAGAGAGAUGAAGCAAGAUGAAGCUGCUGAUACUCUAGAAGAUGAGCUGUUUUUCAUUCAUCAGCUAAAGUGUAGCCUAAAGAAGAAGUAUCAAUGUGUGUCUGAAGGAAUUGCAAAGCAAGGUGACUCUACACUUCUGAAGAACAUCUACACAGAUCUCUAUAUCACUCAGGGUUGUAGUGAACAGGUCAAUACUGAACAUGAGGUGAGACAGACUGAAGUUGCUUCCAGACGUCAUGAAUCACAGGAGAUACAGGUUGAGUGCAAACAUUUGUUUGAAGCACCUGAACAAGACAAGCAGAUCAGAACUGUACUGACAAAAGGAGUUGCUGGCAUCGGAAAAUCAGUCUCUGUGCAGAAGUUUGUUCUGGAUUGGGCCGAAGGAAAAGAAAAUCAAGAUAUCAGCUUCAUAUUUCCUCUUCCAUUUAGAGAGAUGAACUUAAAGGAGAAAGAAAAACUAAGUUUGAUGGACCUUAUAACUCAGUUUUUCACAGAGACAAAAGGACUGAACCUUACGAGAAGAAAUCAAUUCAAAGUCUUGUUCAUUCUUGAUGGUUUGGAUGAAUGUCGACUUCCUGUAAACUUUAAGGAUAAUGAGACGUGGUCUGAUGUUUCAUCACCAGCCUCUCUGGAUGUUCUCCUGACGAACCUCAUCAAGGGAAAUCUGCUUCCUUCUGCUCUCAUCUGGAUCACCAGCAGACCAGCAGCUGCCAGUAAGAUUCCUCCAGACUGUAUCGACCGGCUGACAGAGAUACGAGGAUUCAAUGAUGCACAAAAGGAAGAGUACUUCAGAAAAAGAGUCACGGAUGAGAAUCAGGCCAAAGAAAUCAUUGAUCAUGUUAAACAAUCAAAGAGUCUCUUUAUCAUGUGCCACAUCCCAAUCUUCUGCUGGAUUUCAGCCACUGUUCUCCAGAACAUUUUAGAGGAGAAAAGAUAUAAUGUUGUGAAAAACAAUCAGGCUGAUGAUGCCUCCAAAACACUGCAGAAGUCAAAUACUGAAGACACUCCUAAGACUCUGACACCAAUUUACACACACUUCCUCAGAUUUCAGAUCCAGCAGAGCAGACUAAAGUAUGAUGGAGAAUAUUCACCGGAUGUUUCCUGGGAUAAAGAUACCAUCUUUUCACUGGGAAAACUGGCAUUUGAUCAGCUGGAAAGAAACAAUGUGAUCUUCUAUGACACAGAUCUGGAAGCCUGUGGUAUUGACGUCUAUAAGGCAUCAGUGUACUCAGGCAUGUGUACCCAGAUCUUUAAGGAGGAAAUGGGGAUCACUCUUGGUACCAUGUACUGCUUCAUUCACUUGAGCAUUCAAGAGUUUAUUGCAGCUCUUUAUGCACAUCUGUUUCUAGACAUCAACAAGAAAUGUGUGUUUGAUCAAGACUCUACAGGACAGGAAAACAAAAGUGAAACCAUGAUUGAUUUGCUCAAGACUGCAGUGGACAAGACACUAGAGAUUGAUAAUGGACACGUGGAUCUUUUUCUUCGUUUCCUCCUUGGUUUGUCACUCCAGUCCAAUCAGAGACUCUUACAGGGUCUGUUGACACACGAAGAAGACAAUGAGCAGAGCAAAAAGGAAAUAGUUCAGUACAUCAAGCAGAAAUUAGAGUCUAAUCUGUCUCCAGAGAGAUCCAUCAAUCUGUUCUACUGUCUGAAUGAACUGAACGACCAAACUCUGGUGGAAGACAUUCAGACCCACCUUAGCAAAGGAAGUCUCUCAUCUGCUGAUCUUUCACCUGCCCAGUGGUCUGCUUUGGUCUUUGUGUUGUUGACAUCAGAGGAGGAGCUGGAGGAGUUUGAGCUUCAGAAAUUCAAGAAAUCAGACGAGUGUCUCAUUAGAUUAUCAGCAGUCAUCAAAACCUGCAAAAGAGCUCUGCUAAAUGAUUGUGGCUUAACUGACAAAAGCUGCCCAGCUCUGGCUUCAGUUCUUGGAUCAGAUACCAAUCUGAAAGAGCUGAACAUGAACAAUAAUAAUCUGCAGGACUCAGGAGUGAAGCUCCUCUGCACUGGACUGAAGAAUAUAAACUGUAAAUUAGAGAUACUGAGACUUUCAGACUGCAGUAUCACUGAAGAAGGUUAUAAGGCUCUGUCCUCAGCUCUGAGAUCAAACCCUUCACACCUGAUAGAGCUGGAUCUCACAGGAAAUGAUCCUGGAGAAUCAGGAGUGAAGCAGCUCAGUGAUUUACUACAGGAUCCAAACUGUCAACUCAACACACUGAGGUUUUUGGGUCCUGCUGCAGAUGAAGGCUGUCAAUAUGUGACUGGAAUUGUGGGUAAAAACCCGUUACUCCUGAGAGAGCUGGAUCUGAGUGGACGUAAACUAGGAGACACAGGAGUGAAUCAGAUCUCUGCUCUACUGCAGGAUAAACACUGUACACUCAACACACUGAAACUUUCAGACUGCAGUAUCACUGAAGAAGGUUAUAAAGCUCUGUCUUCAGCUCUGAGAUCAAACCCUUCACACCUGAUAGAGCUGGAUCUCACAGGCAAUGAUCCUGGAGAAUCAGGAGUGAAGCAGCUCAGUGAUUUACUACAGGAUCCAAACUGUAAACUUAAGACACUGAGGUUUUUGGGUCCUGCUGCGGAUGAAGGCUGUCAGUAUGUGACUGGAAUUGUGGGUAAAAACCCGUUACUUCUGAGAGAGCUGGAUCUGAGUGGACAUGAACUAAGAGACACAGGAGUGAAUCAGAUCUCUGCUCUACUGCAGGAUAAACACUGUAGACUCAACACACUGAAUCUGAAGAACAACUGUAUCACAGAAGGAGGUUGUCAUGUUCUGGCUGCAGCUCUAAAUUCAAACCCUUCAAAUCUGACAGAGCUGAAUCUGAGUGAGAAUAAACUAGGAAACCCAGGAAUGAAGAUCAUCUUGACUCGGUUUGAAAAUGGACAGUGCAGACUGGAAAAGCUGAAGUUAAACUGCAUCAGUAUUACAGGUGAAGGUUGUGCUGCUCUGGCAUCAGCGUUGAAUUCAAACCUCAGAGAGCUGGAUCUGAGCAGGAAUCAAAUAGGAGACUCUGGAGUGGCAGAAAUCUCCAGUCUGCUGAGAAAUUCACAGACACUACAGAUACUCAGACUUUCAGACUGCAGUAUCAGUGAAGAAGGUUAUAAAGCUCUGUCUUCAGCUCUGAGAUCAAACCCUUCACACCUGAUAGAGCUGGAUCUCACAGGAAAUGAUCCUGGAGAAUCAGGAGUGAAGCUGCUCAGUGAUUUACUACAGGAUCCAAACUGUCAACUCAAAGCACUGAGGUUUUUGGGUCCUGCUGCUGAUGAAGGCUGUCAGUAUGUGUCUGGAAUUGUGGGUAAAAACCCGUUACUCCUGAGAGAGCUGUAUCUGAGUGGACAUGAACUAGGAGACACAGGAGUGAAUCAGAUCUCUGCUCUACUGCAGGAUAAACACUGUACACUCAACACACUGAAUCUGAAGAACAACUGUAUCACAGAAGGAGGUUGUCAUGUUCUGGCUGCAGCUCUAAAUUCAAACCCUUCAAAUCUGACAGAGCUGGAUCUGAGUGAGAAUAAACUAGGAAACCCAGGAAUGAAGAUCAUCUUGACUCUGUUUGAAAAUGGACAGUGUAGACUGGAAAAGCUGAGUCUGAAGAACAACUGUAUCACAGAAGGAGGUUGUCAUGUUCUGGCUGCAGCUCUAAAUUCAAACCCUUCACGUCUGACAGAGCUGGAUCUGAGUGAGAAUAAACUAGGAAACCCAGGGAUGAAGAUCAUCUUGACUCUGUUUGAAAAUGAACAGUGUAGACUGGAAAAGCUGAAGUUAAACUGCAUCAGUAUUACAGAUGAAGGUUGUGCUCCUCUGGCAUCAGCGUUUAAUUCAAACCUCAGAGAGCUGGAUCUGAGCAGCAAUCAAAUAGGAGACUCUGGAUUGACCGAAAUCUCCAGUCUGCUGAGAAAUUCACAGACACUACAGAUACUCAGACUUUCAGACUGCAGUAUCACUGAAGAAGGUUAUAAAGCUCUGUCUUCAGCUCUGAGAUCAAAUCCUUCACACCUGAUAGAGCUAGAUCUCACAGGAAAUGAUCCUGGAGAAUCAGGAGUGAAGCUCCUCAGUGAUUUACUACAGGAUCCAAACUGUCAACUCAAGGCUCUGAGGUUUUUGGGUCCUGCUGCAGAUGAAGGCUGUCAGUAUGUGACUGGAAUUGUGGGUAAAAACCCGUUACUCCUGAGAGAGCUGGAACUGACUGGACAUAAACUAGGAGACACAGGAGUGAAUCAGAUCUCUGCUCUACUGCAGGAUAAACACUGUACACUCAACACACUGAAUCUGUGUGUAUGCAGUAUUACAGAGAAACAGUGUGUCAUCCUGACUUCAGCUCUGAAAUCAAACCCAUCACACCUGAGAGAACUGAACCUGAGCUGGAAUAAACUACUAGGAGACUCUGGAGUGAAACACCUCAGUGAUCUACUGAUGAACACACAAUUCAAGCUGGAGAAACUACAUCUGUGUGAUUGCAGUAUUACAGAGAAAGAGUGUCUCAUCCUGACUUCAGCUCUGAAAUCAAACCCAUCACACCUGAGAGAACUGAACCUGAGUGUGAAUAAACUACUAGGAGACUCUGGAGUGAAACACCUCAGUGAUCUACUGAUGAACACACAAUUCAAGCUGGAGAAACUAGAUCUGUGGGGAUGCAGUAUUACAGAGAAACAGUGUCUCAUCCUGACUUCAGCUCUGAAAUCAAACCCAUCACACCUGAGAGAACUGAACCUGAGCUGGAAUCAAAUAAAAAACACCGGAGUGAAUCACUUAUGUGACGUACUGAAGGAUUCACACUGUAAACUGGAGAGAUUGAGACUUUCAGACUGCAGUAUCAGUGAAGAAGGUUAUAAAGCUCUGUCUUCAGCUCUGAGAUCAAAUCCUUCACACCUGAUAGAGCUGGAUCUCACAGGAAAUGAUCCUGGAGAAUCAGGAGUGAAGCAGCUCAGUGAUUUACUACAGGAUCCAAACUGUCAACUCAAGACUCUGAGGUUUUUGGGUCCUGCUGCAGAUGAAGGCUGUCAGUAUGUGACUGGAAUUGUGGGUAAAAACCCGUUACUCCUGAGAGAGCUGGAUCUGAGUAAACAUGAACUAGGAGACACAGGAGUGAAUCAGAUCUCUGCUCUACUGCAGGAUAAACACUGUACACUCAACACACUGAAUCUACGUGAUUGCAGUAUUACAGAGAAACCGUGUCUCACCCUGACUUCAGCUCUGAAAUCAAACCCAUCACACCUGAGAGAACUGAACCUGAGCGGGAAUAAACUACUAGGAGACUCUGGAGUGAAACACCUCAGUGAUCUACUGAUGAACACACAAUUCAAGCUGGAGAAACUACAUCUGUGUGGAUGCAGUAUUACAGAGAAACAGUGUCUCAUCCUGACUUCAGCUCUGAAAUCAAACCCAUCACACCUGAGAGAACUGAACCUGAGCAGGAAUAAACUACUAGGAGACUCUGGAGUGAAACACCUCAGUGAUCUACUGAUGAACACACAAUUCAAGCUGGAGAAACUACAUCUGUGGGAUUGCAGUAUUACAGAGAAACAGUGUCUCAUCCUGACUUCAGCUCUGAAAUCAAACCCAUCACACCUGAGAGAACUCAACCUGAGCAGGAAUAAACUACUAGGAGACUCUGGAGUGAAACACCUCAGUGAUCUACUGAUGAACACACAAUUCAAGCUGGAGAAACUACAUCUGUGUGGAUGCAGUAUUACAGAGAAACAGUGUCUCAUCCUGACUUCAGCUCUGAAAUCAAACCCAUCACACCUGAGAGAACUGAACCUGAGUGUGAAUAAACUACUAGGAGACUCUGGAGUGAAACACCUCAGUGAUCUACUGAUGAACACACAAUUCAAGCUGGAGAAACUACAUCUGUGUUAUUGCAGUAUUACAGAGAAACAGUGUGUCAUCCUGACUUCAGCUCUGAAAUCAAACCCAUCACACCUGAGAGAACUGAACCUGAGUUGGAAUGAACUACUAGGAGACUCUGGAGUGAAAAACCUCAGUGAUCUACUGAUGAACACACAAUUCAAGCUGGAGAAACUAGAUCUGAGUAGAUGCAGUAUUACAGAGAAACAGUGUCUCAUCCUGACUUCAGCUCUGAAAUCAAACCCAUCACACCUGAGAGAACUGAUCCUGAGCUGGAGUAAACUUGGAGACUCUGGAGUGAAACACCUCCGUGAUCUACUGAUGAACACACAAUUCAAGCUGGAGAAACUAGAUCUGUGUGGAUGCAGUAUUACAGAGAAACAGUGUCUCAUCCUGACUUCAGCUCUGAAAUCAAACCCAUCACACCUGAGAGAACUGAACCUGAGCUGGAAUAAACUACUAGGAGACUCUGGAGUGAAACACCUCAGUGAUCUACUGAUGAACACACAAUUCAAGCUGGAGAAACUACAUCUGUAUGAUUGCAGGAUUACAGAGAAACAGUGUCUCAUCCUGACUUCAGCUCUGAAAUCAAACCCAUCACACCUGAGAGAACUGAACCUGAGCUGGAAUAAACUACUAGGAGACUCUGGAGUGAAACACCUCAGUGAUCUACUGAUGAACACACAAUUCAAGCUGGAGAAACUACAGUUAAACUGCAUCAGUAUUACAGAUGAAGGUUGUGCUGCUCUGGCAUCAGCGUUUAAUUCAAACCUCAGAGAGCUGGAUCUGAGCAGGAAUCAAAUAGGAGACUCUGGAGUGACAGAAAUCUCCAGUCUGCUGAGAAAUUCACAGACACUACAGAUACUCAGACUUUCAGACUGCAGUAUCAGUGAAGAAGGUUAUAAAGCUCUGUCUUCAGCUCUGAGAUCAAACCCUUCACACCUGAUAGAGCUGGAUCUCACAGGAAAUGAUCCUGGAGAAUCAGGAGUGAAGCAGCUCAGUGAUUUACUACAGGAUCCAAACUGUCAACUCAAGACUCUGAGGUUUUUGGGUCCUGCUGCAGAUGAAGGCUGUCAGUAUGUGACUGGAAUUGUGGGUAAAAACCCGUUACUCCUGAGAGAGCUGGAUCUGAGUAAACAUGAACUAGGAGACACAGGAGUGAAUCAGAUCUCUGCUCUACUGCAGGAUAAACACUGUACACUCAACACACUGAAUCUGUAUAGAUGCAGUAUUACAGAGAAACAGUGUCUCAUCCUGACUUCAGCUCUGAAAUCAAACCCAUCACACCUGAGAGAACUGAACCUGAGCGGGAAUAAACUACUAGGAGACUCUGGAGUGAAACACCUCAGUGAUCUACUGAUGAACACACAAUUCAAGCUGGAGAAACUAGAUCUGUAUAGAUGCAGUAUUACAGAGAAACAGUGUCUCAUCCUGACUUCAGCUCUGAAAUCAAACCCAUCACACCUGAGAGAACUGAACCUGAGCGGGAAUAAACUACUAGGAGACUCUGGAGUGAAACACCUCAGUGAUCUACUGAUGAACACACAAUUCAAGCUGGAGAAACUAGAUCUGUAUAGAUGCAGUAUUACAGAGAAACAGUGUCUCAUCCUGACUUCAGCUCUGAAAUCAAACCCAUCACACCUGAGAGAACUGAACCUGAGCGGGAAUAAACUACUAGGAGACUCUGGAGUGAAACACCUCAGUGAUCUACUGAUGAACACACAAUUCAAGCUGGAGAAACUAGAUCUGUAUAGAUGCAGUAUUACAGAGAAACAGUGUCUCAUCCUGACUUCAGCUCUGAAAUCAAACCCAUCACACCUGAGAGAACUGAACCUGAGCGGGAAUAAACUACUAGGAGACUCUGGAGUGAAACACCUCAGUGAUCUACUGAUGAACACACAAUUCAAGCUGGAGAAACUAGAUCUGUGUGGAUGCAGUAUUACAGAGAAACAGUGUCUCAUCCUGACUUCAGCUCUGAAAUCAAACCCAUCACACCUGAGAGAACUGGACCUGAGCUGGAAUAAACUACUAGGAGACUCUGGAGUGAAACACCUCAGUGAUCUACUGAUGAACACACAAUUCAAGCUGGAGAAACUAGAUCUGUGGGGAUGCAGUAUUACAGAGAAACAGUGUCUCAUCCUGACUUCAGCUCUGAAAUCAAACCCAUCACACCUGAGAGAACUGAACCUGAGCGGGAAUGAACUACUAGGAGACUCUGGAGUGAAACACCUCAGUGAUCUACUGAUGAACACACAAUUCAAGCUGGAGAAACUAGAUCUGUGGGGAUGCAGUAUUACAGAGAAACAGUGUCUCAUCCUGACUUCAGCUCUGAAAUCAAACCCAUCACACCUGAGAGAACUGAACCUGAGCUGGAAUGAACUACUAGGAGACUCUGGAGUGAAACACCUCAGUGAUCUACUGAUGAACACACAAUUCAAGCUGGAGAAACUAGAUCUGUGUGAAUGCAGUAUUACAGAGAAACAGUGUCUCAUCCUGACUUCAGCUCUGAAAUCAAACCCAUCACACCUGAGAGAACUGAACCUGAGCGUGAAUAAACUACUAGGAGACUCUGGAGUGAAACACCUCAGUGAUCUACUGAUGAACACACAAUUCAAGCUGGAGAAACUAAAUCUGUGUGGAUGCAGUAUUACAGAGAAACAGUGUCUCAUCCUGAUUUCAGCUCUGAAAUCAAACCCAUCACACCUGAGAGAACUGGACCUGAGCUGGAAUCAAAUAAAAAACACAGGAGUGAAUCACUUAUGUGACGUACUGAAGGAUUCACGCUGUAAACUGGAGAGAUUGAGACUUUCAGACUGCAGUAUCACUGAAGAAGGUUAUAAAGCUCUGUCCUCAGCUCUGAGAUCAAACCCUUCACACCUGAUAGAGCUGGAUCUCACAGGAAAUGAUCCUGGAGAAUCAGGAGUGAAGCAGCUCAGUGAUUUACUACAGGAUCCAAACUGUCAACUCAACACACUGAGGUUUUUGGGUCCUGCUGCAGAUGAAGGCUGUCAGUAUGUGACUGGAAUUGUGGGUAAAAACCCGUUACUCCUGAGAGAGCUGGAACUGACUGGACGUGAACUAGGAGACACAGGAGUGAAUCAGAUCUCUGCUCUACUGCAGGAUAAACACUGUACACUCAACACACUGAAUCUGAGUGGAUGCAGUAUUACAGAGAAACAGUGUCUCAUCCUGACUUCAGCUCUGAAAUCAAACCCAUCACACCUGAGAGAACUGAACCUGAGCUGGAAUAAACUACUAGGAGACUCUGGAGUGAAACACCUCAGUGAUCUACUGAUGAACACACAAUUCAAGCUGGAGAAACUACAUCUGUGUGAAUGCAGUAUUACAGAGAAACAGUGUCUCAUCCUGACUUCAGCUCUGAAAUCAAACCCAUCACACCUGAGAGAACUGAACCUGAGUCUGAAUGAACUACUAGGAGACUCUGGAGUGAAACACCUCAGUGAUCUACUGAUGAACACACAAUUCAAGCUGGAGAAACUACAUCUGUGUGAAUGCAGUAUUACAGAGAAACAGUGUCUCAUCCUGACUUCAGCUCUGAAAUCAAACCCAUCACACCUGAGAGAACUCAACAUGAGCAGGAAUCAAAUAAAAAACACAGGAGUGAAUCACUUAUGUGACGUACUGAAGGAUUCACGCUGUAAACUGGAGAGAUUGAGACUUUCAGACUGCAGUAUCACUGAAGAAGGUUAUAAAGCUCUGUCUUCAGCUCUGAGAUCAAACCCUUCACACCUGAUAGAGCUGGAUCUCACAGGAAAUGAUCCUGGAGAAUCAGGAGUGAAGCAGCUCAGUGAUUUACUACAGGAUCCAAACUGUCAACUCAACACACUGAGUCUGAAGAACAACUGUAUCACAGAAGGAGGUUGUCAUGUUCUGGCUGCAGCUCUAAAUUCAAACCCUUCAAAUCUGACAGAGCUGGAUCUGAGUGAGAAUAAACUAGGAGACUCUGGAGUGACAGAAAUCUCCAGUCUGCUGAGAAAUUCACAGACACUACAGAUACUCAGUCUGUGUAGAUGCAGUUUUACAGAGAAACAGUUUCUCAUCCUGACUUCAGCUCUGAAAUCAAACCCAUCACACCUGAGAGAACUGAACCUGAGCAGGAAUGAACUACUAGGAGACUCUGGAGUGAAACACCUCAGUGAUCUACUGAUGAACACACAAUUCAAGCUGGAGAAACUAGAUCUGUAUAGAUGCAGUAUUACAGAGAAACAGUGUCUCAUCCUGACUUCAGCUCUGAAAUCAAACCCAUCACACCUGAGAGAACUGAACCUGAGCUGUAAUAAACUACUAGGAGACUCUGGAGUGAAACACCUCAGUGAUAUACUGAUGAACACACAAUUCAAGCUGGAGAAACUACAUCUGCGUUAUUGCAGUAUUACAGAGAAACAGUGUCUCAUCCUGACUUCAGCUCUGAAAUCAAACCCAUCACACCUGAGAGAACUCAACCUGAGCGGGAAUGAACUACUAGGAGACUCUGGAGUGAAACACCUCAGUGAUCUACUGAUGAACACACAAUUCAAGCUGGAGAAACUAGAUCUGUAUGAUUGCAGUAUUACAGAGAAACAGUGUCUCAUCCUGACUUCAGCUCUGAAAUCAAACCCAUCACACCUGAGAGAACUGAACCUGAGCUGGAAUAAACUACUAGGAGACUCUGGAGUGAAACACCUCAGUGAUCUACUGAUGAACACACAAUUCAAGCUGGAGAAACUAGAGUUAAACUGCAUCAGUAUUACAGAUGAAGGUUGUGCUGCUCUGGCAUCAGCGUUUAAUUCAAACCUCAGAGAGCUGGAUCUGAGCAGGAAUCAAAUAGGAGACUCUGGAGUGACAGAAAUCUCCAGUCUGCUGAGAAAUUCACAGACACUACAGAUACUCAGACUUUCAGACUGCAGUAUCAGUGAAGAAGGUUAUAAAGCUCUGUCUUCAGCUCUGAGAUCAAAUCCUUCACACCUGAUAGAGCUGGAUCUCACAGGAAAUGAUCCUGGAGAGUCAGGAGUGAAGCAGCUCAGUGAUUUACUACAGGAUCCAAACUGUCAACUCAAGACUCUGAGGUGUUUGGGUCCUGCUGCAGAUGAAGGCUGUCAGUAUGUGACUGGAAUUGUGGGUAAAAACCCGUUACUCCUGAGAGAGCUGGAUCUGAUUGGACGUGAACUAGGAGACACAGGAGUGAAUCAGAUCUCUGCUCUACUGCAGGAUAAACACUGUACACUCAACACACUGAAUCUGAGUUAUUGCAGUAUUACAGAGAAACAGUGUCUCAUCCUGACUUCAGCUCUGAAAUCAAACCCAUCACACCUGAGAGAACUGAAUCUGAGCAGGAAUAAACUACUAGGAGACUCUGGAGUGAAACACCUCAGUGAUCUACUGAUGAACACACAAUUCAAGCUGGAGAAACUAGAUCUGAGUGGAUGCAGUAUUACAGAGAAACAGUGUCUCAUCCUGACUUCAGCUCUGAAAUCAAACCCAUCACACCUGAGAGAACUGAACCUGAGCUGGAAUGAACUACUAGGAGACUCUGGAGUGAAACACCUCAGUGAUCUACUGAUGAACACACAAUUCAAGCUGGAGAAACUAGAUCUGCGUGGAUGCAGUAUUACAGAGAAACAGUGUCUCAUCCUGACUUCAGCUCUGAAAUCAAACCCAUCACACCUGAGAGAACUGAACCUGAGCAGGAAUGAACUACUAGGAGACUCUGGAGUGAAACACCUCAGUGAUCUACUGAUGAACACACAAUUCAAGCUGGAGAAACUAGAUCUGUGUAGAUGCAGUAUUACAGAGAAACAGUGUCUCAUCCUGACUUCAGCUCUGAAAUCAAACCCAUCACACCUGAGAGAACUGAACCUGAGCUGGAAUAAACUACUAAGAGACUCUGGAGUGAAACACCUCAGUGAUCUACUGAUGAACACACAAUUCAAGCUGGAGAAACUAGAUCUGUGUGGAUGCAGUAUUACAGAGGAACAGUGUCUCAUCCUGACUUCAGCUCUGAAAUCAAACCCAUCACACCUGAGAGAACUGAACCUGAGCAGGAAUGAACUACUAGGAGACUCUGGACUGAAACACCUCAGUGAUCUACUGAUGAACACACAAUUCAAGCUGGAGAAACUACAUCUGUGUGGAUGCAGUAUUACAGAGAAACAGUGUCUCAUCCUGACUUCAGCUCUGAAAUCAAACCCAUCACACCUGAGAGAACUGAACCUGAGCAGGAAUGAACUACUAGGAGACUCUGGAGUGAAACACCUCAGUGAUCUACUGAUGAACACACAAUUCAAGCUGGAGAAACUACAUCUGAGUGGAUGCAGUAUUACAGAGAAACAGUGUCUCAUCCUGACUUCAGCUCUGAAAUCAAACCCAUCACACCUGAGAGAACUGGACCUGAGCUGUAAUGAACUACUAGGAGACUCUGGAGUGAAACACCUCAGUGAUCUACUGAUGAACACACAAUUCAAGCUGGAGAAACUAGAUCUGUGUGGAUGCAGUAUUACAGAGAAACAGUGUCUCAUCCUGACUUCAGCUCUGAAAUCAAACCCAUCACACCUGAGAAAACUAAACCUGAGCGGGAAUGAGCUACUAGGAGACUCUGGAGUGAAACACCUCAGUGAUCUACUGAUGAACACACAAUUCAAGCUGGAGAAACUACAUCUGUGUGGAUGCAGUAUUACAGAGAAACAGUGUCUCAUCCUGACUUCAGCUCUGAAAUCAAACCCAUCACACCUGAGAGAACUGGACCUGAGCUGUAAUGAACUACUAGGAGACUCUGGAGUGAAACACCUCAGUGAUCUACUGAUGAACACACAAUUCAAGCUGGAGAAACUAGAUCUGUGUAGAUGCAGUAUUACAGAGAAACAGUGUCUCAUCCUGACUUCAGCUCUGAAAUCAAACCCAUCACAUCUGAGAGAACUGAACCUGAGCUGUAAUAAACUACUAGGAGACUCUGGAGUGAAACACCUCAGUGAUCUACUGAUGAACACACAAUUCAAGCUGGAGAAACUAGAUCUGAGUUAUUGCAGUAUUACAGAGAAACAGUGUCUCAUCCUGACUUCAGCUCUGAAAUCAAACCCAUCACACCUGAGAGAACUGAACCUGAGCAGGAAUAAACUACUAGGAGACUCUGGAGUGAAACACCUCAGUGAUCUACUGAUGAACACACAAUUCAAGCUGGAGAAACUAGAUCUGUAUGGAUGCAGUAUUACAGCGAAACAGUGUCUCAUCCUGACUUCAGCUCUGAAAUCAAACCCAUCACACCUGAGAGAACUGAACCUGAGCUGUAAUGAACUACUAGGAGACUCUGGAGUGAAACACCUCAGUGAUCUACUGAUGAACACACAAUUCAAGCUGGAGAAACUAGAUCUGUGUGAUUGCAGUAUUACAGAGAAACAGUGUCUCAUCCUGACUUCAGCUCUGAAAUCAAACCCAUCACACCUGAGAGAACUGAACCUGAGCUGGAAUAAACUACUAGGAGACUCUGGAGUGAAACACCUCAGUGAUCUACUGAUGAACACACAAUUCAAGCUGGAGAAACUACAUCUGUGUGGAUGCAGUAUUACAGAGAAACAGUGUCUCGUCCUGACUUCAGCUCUGAAAUCAAACCCAUCACACCUGAGAGAACUCAACCUGAGCAGGAAUGAACUACUAGGAGACUCUGGAGUGAAACACCUCAGUGAUCUACUGAUGAACACACAAUUCAAGCUGGAGAAACUACAUCUGUGUAGAUGCAGUAUUACAGAGAAACAGUGUCUCAUCCUGACUUCAGCUCUGAAAUCAAACCCAUCACACCUGAGAGAACUGAACCUGAGCGGGAAUAAACUACUAGGAGACUCUGGAGUGAAACACCUCAGUGAUCUACUGAUGAACACACAAUUCAAGCUGGAGAAACUACAUCUGAGUUAUUGCAGUAUUACAGAGAAACAGUGUCUCAUCCUGACUUCAGCUCUGAAAUCAAACCCAUCACACCUGAGAGAACUGGACCUGAGCGGGAAUAAACUACUAGGAGACUCUGGAGUGAAACACCUCAGUGAUCUACUGAUGAACACACAAUUCAAGCUGGAGAAACUACAUCUGAGUUAUUGCAGUAUUACAGAGAAACAGUGUCUCAUCCUGACUUCAGCUCUGAAAUCAAACCCAUCACACCUGAGAGAACUGAACCUGAGCAGGAAUAAACUACUAGGAGACUCUGGAGUGAAACACCUCAGUGAUCUACUGAUGAACACACGAUUCAAGCUGGAGAAACUACAUCUGCGUGAUUGCAGUAUUACAGAGAAACAGUGUCUCAUCCUGACUUCAGCUCUGAAAUCAAACCCAUCACACCUGAGAGAACUGAACCUGAGCGGGAAUAAACUACUAGGAGACUCUGGAGUGAAACACCUCAGUGAUCUACUGAUGAACACACAAUUCAAGCUGAAGAAACUAGAUCUGUGUGGAUGCAGUAUUACAGAGAAACAGUGUCUCAUCCUGACUUCAGCUCUGAAAUCAAACCCAUCACACCUGAGAGAACUGAACCUGAGCUGGAAUGAACUACUAGGAGACUCUGGAGUGAAACACCUCAGUGAUCUACUGAUGAACACACAAUUCAAGAUGGAGAAACUAGAUCUGUGGGGAUGCAGUAUUACAGAGAAACAGUGUGUCAUCCUGACUUCAGCUCUGAAAUCAAACCCAUCACACCUGAGAGAACUGAACCUGAGCGGGAAUAAACUACUAGGAGACUCUGGAGUGAAACACCUCAGUGAUCUACUGAUGAACACACAAUUCAAGCUGGAGAAACUAGAUCUGUUUUAUUGCAGUAUUACAGAGAAACAGUGUCUCAUCCUGACUUCAGCUCUGAAAUCAAACCCAUCACACCUGAGAGAACUGAACCUGAGCUGGAAUCAAAUAAGAAACACAGGAGUGAAUCACUUAUGUGACGUACUGAAGGAUUCACGCUGUAAACUGGAGAGAUUGAGUCUUCGUUACUGUGACAUUACAGAUGUUUCUUUGACAAACACAAAAGCUCUGCAGUUUCUAAAAGAGCUUGAUCUGAGAUAUAAUAUGAUUGGAGACUCAAAGCAAAAGCUCAUUGAUGUGCUACGAGACUCAAACUGUGAACUGAGAGUAAAUAAAGUCCCUGAUAGAGUUAAAUCACCAGAAGCUGAUGAAUGCUGUAUCUCAUAAAGUGAAGUGAUCUUGAGAGGAGCAGUAAACAUCAGCUGAAGAUCCACAGAAGAGCUUCACUACUGUGUCUAUGAGGAGAAAUAAAUGUGUGAUAAAUGUGUAAAUGUGAUCCAUACAGGUGAAGAGACUCAGACUUUACAAUCAAAUAAUGCAGCAUGUGUGUUAGAAACAUGAUAUUGAAUGAUUAAUGUUGCUUUAGUAUUCAAGCAGAUGAUCAUUGUGUUUAAUGUAAAGCUGGAACAGAGGAGGAAGAAGCUCAGAUUAUUCUAUUUUACUUUAUAUUUAGUUGUGUGUCUGUUGUUAAUGU
Molecule: messenger RNA, 19064 nt
Organism: Carassius gibelio (silver crucian carp)
Lineage: Eukaryota; Metazoa; Chordata; Actinopteri; Cypriniformes; Cyprinidae
Exons: 83
Coding region: 146-18757 (6203 amino acids)
Molecular function (GO): protein binding; GTP binding
Source: RefSeq, a predicted model, not a curated record